AGAGAGAGAGAGCGAGAGAGAGAGAGGAAAAACGGCUCAGCAAAGCAACAAGAAGGAAGAGCAAUGGCGACACUGGAUCGCCAAAUACCAAGUCCGGAUACCUUCCUCUGCGAGCCUUGGUCUUCCUUCGUCAGUGCGGCUAAAUUACGUUUUGUUGACAACACAGACUCGUCUUUGGAUAUCAGCGACAGGGAGCCAUACUGCCUCGGCGGGGCCACGAAGCUCGGCAAACAAGAGAUGCUCGUCUGCAGCCCGUUCCCAGCACUGGAGGAUUUUCAUCUUGUCGUCUGCCAUGUCUGCAGCAGUGUGGUCACUCCUCAGGGCAUCCUCACACACUAUGGUAGCUGGGGUAUAGUUUCCCUGUGAGACAGAGUGAGACAGUCCUGGACCACACACCCCUACACCCCCCUCCCACCCUGCUCCCACAGACAUGCAUAGCAAAAACCAAAAGCGACACAGCUCCCCCGUCCCUUCCAAGGGCCCGCUGGUACCCAUGAAGCCCAAAGCCCCCGCCGUGGCCCCCGCGGUGGCCCCCAGUCCGGGGGACACGCUGGCAUUCAGGGUCCCAAAGGACUACCCCCACUCCCGCUUCAGCAAGGCACCGCUCGCCGUGUAUCCACCGAAGGGGGCUCGGAACAAGACGUGUGUAUCGCUGCCAGUCGUGAGCCUGGAGAAGAUGCCCUGUCUGAGUCGAGGCGAUUCAUCCUCGCACGUGCGCCUCGGUUCCUCCUCCUCCUCCUCCUCCUCCUCCUCGCCUUCCUUCCACAAGUCCUCAUCCGUCACUCCCGCCGCCUCCCAGCGUUCCGGCGAGAAGCUCACAAACGGCCGCUCAACCGGCGGGCCGUCCACGCCGCGCUCCGCCACGCCUCCAUCCUCCCUGGAUAAGCGGCCCAGCCCGGCGCGCUCGCCACUGGACAGGCGGGGCUCGUCCACGCCGUCCCCAUCCCCGCUGGACCGGAAAGCCUCCUCGUCGCCCUCGCCUUCUCACCGAUCGGUCGCUCCGCCGGCCCUGACGUCGCCGUCGCCGUUGGAGAAAAAGCACCAGAACGGGACGAAAACUUCCUCCAAGCCGCACAAAAGACUCUCAGGGAGAGUGUUUGAUCCCAACAAGCACUGUGGAGUGCAGGACCCGGAGACCAAACGGCCCUGCACGCGGUCCCUCACCUGCAAGACUCACUCCUUAACCCAUCGCCGAGCCGUCCCCGGCCGGAGGAAACAGUUCGACAUCCUCCUGGCCGAACACAAGGGGCGCGCCAAGGAGAAGGAGGGAGCGAAGGAGAAGGACGGAGCGCAGGGGGGAAAGGAGGGCUCCGGACAGAGCGUCCCGCCGGCGGAGGCCGCAAGCCCCGGCAAAUCUCACUGCCCCAACGGGCGACUCCUGUCCACGCUCAAGCUCCGGCUGGCCAACGCACACAUACCAAGGGUUCCCGGCGGCUCCGCUGCGUCCACCUCCGCUCCCCUGCUCCCAGCCGCCGCUCCCGCCCUGGUCUCCAGCGCGGAGCCGUCCCCCCACGGCUGGGUGACGACAGCGGGAGACGGCGGGCGGCUCUCCAGCGACGAGGGAGAGGCAGAGUCUCCGGAAGACGCCGGCGCACCUGCUUUCCACUACUCCACUCGUCACCCACAGCCUUCGGGGGUUUGCGUCUUCAGCAGCCGGCUCAUGGGACGGGGCCACUACGUGUUUGACCGGCGGUGGGACCGCAUGAGGCUGGCGCUUCAGAAUAUGGUGGAGAAACACCUCAACGCACAAAUGUGGAGGAAGGUGCCUCUGGCAGCCGAGAGCCUCCUCUCCUCCUCCUCCUCCUCCUCCUCCUCCUCCUCACCCUCCGGUACCUCCUCCAUUACUUCCCAGCAUGCUCCUUUGCCCACCUCCGCCUCCAACACGCUCUCCUACACCGCCACGUUCCCUCAGUCGGCGGCAACAGCCGUCGUUUUCAACAUCAGAGACUCCCCGCAGCCCCACGCGCCGGGGAGAGCCCGGAACGGCGCUCACCGAGCCAGCCGGCCAUCCAAAGACACGGAGGACCCUGCGGUGGCAUCUAAGAAGAGAAAGAACUCUUUCUACUCGUCUUCUCCCUUCUUUCCCACCGUGGAGAAUCACAAGAGGAACGGCAGCAGCUUUCAUCCGGCGUUACAAGGCUCGGGGGGCAGCGCCGCCUCCCCGGCCAGGAAGAAGGGACUGGGCCGAGGGGACGGAGGACUGUGGAGCGGCUCGGACGACUGGCUGUCCAAACCCGAGGGCUCGCAGAGCCACAACUCCCAGAACAGCCGCGAACACGCUGCCUCCAGCGUCCCCUACUCACCCAGCAGAGAGCCGGCCUCGGCCCCCCACCAGCCCAUGGCGCCCCCCACGGGGCCCUUAGCGUACGGGGGAGGGGCGGAGGGGAGGAAGAGGAGGAGUCCCAGCUCCUACAGAGGCAAAGCCAGCAAGCUGAGCCGGCCAGACGGUCUGGACAGCCUCUUCGGCAAAGGGAGCGACAGCAUCCUGGCUUCAGGCCCCGAGUCUUCCAGACAGGCCAAGUUGCAUCACUGACAGAAAGCAGUUUCACAACCGGGACGUCGGGCAGCUGCGCAGGACACCACCGCUUGUGACCUUUGACCCCGCCACCCUCCUCACCGAUGGCAGCGGACGGCGCCCCCUCAAGUCGUCCGGCAGUGACUUCCUGUCCUUCGUCGUGGAUCAUGUGGUUGGAAAGCUGCGCUGCCUGGCGGCGGCGGCGGCGGCGAUGGGGGUGGGGAGGUGGGGGUCUUCACCAAACAACAUUUUAAAGACCCUGUCCUCUGAAAAGGGAAUUUUGCCUCCAGUUUUCCAGACGCUGUUCACGUCACCACCAGUAGAGCGUACUUCCAGUCAGCCCGCCUGGAGUAAAAUCUGCGAUUCUUUUGGGAAGGUUGAUGGUUGAAAGACCUACGACACGACUACUGUAGGACUCGGACUCCAGCGGCGCCGCCUCCUCUUUGCCCCCUUCUCCUCUUUAUUCUAGUCUUUCCUCUCGCACAAAGCCAGGAGAGCGAACAGCAGGUCUGGUUGGGUUUUAUCCAGCGUCCUCCUUUUUUUUUUCUUUCUCUCUUUCUCCGUGUCCUGAAGAACUCAGUCAGUUUCCUCUGUUCACCGCGUCCGACCCGGCAUGCCUGUGUUCGAAGUGCACUUACCGCCCUGCCGCCGACUCCAGCGCCGUCUCCAGGAGCGCCGCACAGGGACCUGCUCACACGAGGAAAGAAGAGGAGGUCUGCGUUGCCAACGGCACCGCGUCACUGCAGGAAGGCGGGAAACACAAAACUCCUGGACGUUUGCAUCCCGAAUGGAAUUAUGACCACAGUGUUGGAUGACUUUUUUUCUUUUUUUUUUCUUUUGUACAAUAAUUUAUCACUCUUGAAUGAUGUUUAUCUAACCGACCCUUGAGGUUUGAGUUACGGAGACUUUUUCAGCAAACAGAAUAUUUCUAUGGCAUUUUGGAGAAAUGUUGAAAAGUAUUAUUAUAGUUCUUAUUGUUGAAAUCGUGUACAUAUCUGUUAUUAUUUUUAUAUUUAUUAAUAAUUGUCCCCUUUUAGUAAAUCUGAGGCGACGGAGGGGAGGAUUUAGACUUUGUCUGUGUUUUGGCAGCGGCCUGGUUUCUCAAAACUUCCAAGAGCAGUCGCAGAAGUGAACCAACAUUUCCAACUUUUACACCGGGGGUCUGCAACCUGCGGCUCCGGAGCCGCAUGUGGCAAUUGUAAAAAUAACAAAACCCCAAGAAAUGGGGUUAAAAAACCUGAAAUGUGUACAAUUUCUAACGUAAGAAAAUGAACUGUGGCUGGAAAAAAACAUACAAAACUGUUUAAAAAGAGGUAAAAUUUCAAAACUGUCCAAAAAAAAGUUUGAAAAGAGGAGCAAAACUGUUAAAAUCAGGUACAAAAAUAGAUUUAAUAAAAUUUCGCUACUCUGAACUGUAGUUAAAACUUCAUGAAUGCAUCAUAAGAUAGCUUUUUUGAGCAUCAAAACCAAGAAUGUCACUUGGUUAAAUGUGCUUUAUGGCUCCAGAACAGCUUGACCGGACAGAAAGUCACUAAAAUGCCUCUUUUGGUCAUAAAGGUUGCAGACCCCUGUUUUACACCAUAUAUAUAUGACGCUCUUGUGUGUAUUAAGUCUUAACUGAUGCAGUUAUUCACAUUUUAGGGACUUUCUGGGGUCCCAAUCCAGCACAAUGUAUUCUUGUGUAAACGAUAUGUGGGUCAAUGGUGGUCGAGGCUGCACGGAAUCAUCUCCCACAAACACUAAAAUCUCUUGAAAGUAUAAAUUAAAACUGGGAUUGACUCCAGCCCUUUCCUUGGGAAACCGGUCACACACUUUUAUCUGAUGGCGUUGCUUCUGCACUUCCCCCAGCGACCCUGUCUUUUUAUUUCUCUGAAGAAACGCCCUUCUUUUAACAGUCAUUUCAAAACGUGCCACGUUAUUGACCCCCACACACACACACACACACACACACACACACACACAGUGCUGCUCAAAAACCUGGGAGCGGAGCGGAAUCCCCAUCGUGACGCGACUUAUCACACGUAGUCGCUCCUCCCCUCGGCCCUGUCUUUGUUGAGAUAAUGUCUUUGUCAGGAUAAUAGGUCAGCAAGUCGCCAGUAUUUAUAUGCUAAUUCAAACACACCGGCCGUCGCUGUGUAUCUGCUGAAGGACAGAGGUGUGUUUUUGUGAAACCAGGCCCCCGGUUUGUAUUUUCAUAUCAAGGGCCCCACAUUCCCGAUUGCCUGUGGUUCCACCCUUUUCAUACUUCUUCCAAACGUUUGAAAACGAUAGCUAUAUUUUUUAACUGUCUCUAUCUUCCAAGGCCGAUCGGGCUCGGCUCGCCGCGUUCAUGUCGAGCCGCAACUGGGUCAAAGUGAAUUUACUUACUUUUCAGCGCCCUCCCUCGAGCUAGGUACCAUUUCUUCUCCACUUCUUUAAGUAUUUCAGUGCAGCGCCGUCAUUCCUUUGUGGCUUUUGAGGCCUUCAAACUGUCCAUUGAAUGCAAAUCAACCACAUUACCGACUGAUCGGGAAGUUUAAAGGUCGGUAUGGAAAUUGAAGUAAUGCCGCUUCUGUGCAUUGGGUGGCAGCAGUGAGUCACAAUCGGUGAAUUAAUUGUACAUAAUCGGCUUUAUUUGCGCUUCUGUGAAGACACAUCUUUCAUGAGGAGUGUGUGAAGCCCGCCCGGCGGUCUCUGUUUGACUGUGGAUUCACGCUGUGUGUAGCCGACCGGCCUUUUGAGCGCAAAAUUAACAAAUUUCUCCGUCGCAGUUGAAGCCUCUCGCCUCCUAGAAGAGCUCAGAAGCCCAGCGUUGCUCUCCAGCGAUGGUUUUCCUCAUUUCAUCCCCUUUACAUGUAUCUCCAGAUCAAAGAUUGUAACCCAACAAUGUUUUAUUUUUUGGGAGAAUUCCCCCCGACUCUCUGUUUAUAGUUGUAAAAGUGGAAAGUUACACGUUAUUGCAGCUAAACUUUACAAAUCUCACACAUGCUGAGUUUCAGAGCUGUUGUAUAUUUGUCUUUGCUGUUAAAUUUUAUGGAGGUAUUAACAGUUUUUUUCUUUUUUGUUUUGUUUUCCAAAGCCUCCUCGUUCCAUUUUUCUUCUUCUUUUGUUUUUUGUUUUUUUUGCACAUUGUCAUAUUGCCCAGAUAUUUAAUCAAAUUCUAUUUAUAUAAAUAUUUGAGAUAUUGAAAUUUCUAUAUUUUUUAAGGUUUUCUGGCAACUAUAGUGAGAGACGAGGAGGAAGAGUGUAUCCUUUGGUCCGUCGGCCCGUAAACCAGCACACUGUUGUUAUGAUCCGAUCCAAACUGUAGUGAAUGUUGAAUGUCAUGUAUGAAUUUUUUUUUCAGUGGGGGGGGGGGGUGUUAUUCAGUCCUGCAGUUGGAUUACAAUAAGGAUUUCCCAUGAAAACAAUGUAACACAUGCUGUACAGAUGGUCCUGUAUCCAAGCUUUUAUUAAAUGAUUGAAAGUGG
Molecule: messenger RNA, 5964 nt
Organism: Salarias fasciatus (jewelled blenny)
Lineage: Eukaryota; Metazoa; Chordata; Actinopteri; Blenniiformes; Blenniidae
Gene: atxn7l1
Product: ataxin 7-like 1
Exons: 13
Coding region: 431-2533 (700 amino acids)
Source: RefSeq, a predicted model, not a curated record